AUGUCGCUUCUAUCAACCCUUCUCUCCUGGUACAGCCUCAUGGGAAUAAUUCUACUCCCCAUCCUCAUCCUAAUCAGCGAUAUAAUAAAAAAACAUCGCAUGCCACCCGGUCCUCCCUCUCUCCCCUUCAUCGGCACCAAGCUCCCCACUUCAAAACCAUGGAUCCAAUUCCAACAAUGGGCCAAAACCUACGGUCCCAUCUUCACAAUAUGGGUUGGAAGACGUCCCACGCUCAUUAUCUCCGACCCAGAAGUAGCAGUUGAGUUAAUGGAGAAAAGAAGUAGCAAAUAUUCGUCCCGUCCCCGGUUUGUCGUUAUGGGCGAGAUAUACAACACGAAAGCCAUUCUCGUACAGCCUUACGGGAAGGAUUGGUCUAUCAAAAGAAAGCUUCUACACCGUGCUUUGACGCCUGGAGUUCUGAAGACGUAUAAAUCUCGGCAAGAUGCAGAAGCUACUCGACUCGCUUUCGGGCUUUUGCGUGAUCCGGAGAAUUGGGAGAGAGCUUUCGACCGUUUCACGGCGAGCGUAGUAUUUUCCAUCGCUUACGGCCAUCGCAUUGAUUCCCUCGACUCCCCAGUCGUUCGACAGAGGUUGAUGUACGCGCAUUUCAUGGCGUCGCUGAACGUUCCUGGGGCGUAUAAAGCGGAGUCGUUCCCAGUGCUGAAACAUAUACCUGAGUGGUUGGCGCCGUGGAAGCGGACGAUUCGGGAACAUUCAGAGAUGGAAUCCGUUGCUAAUAUGGCGCUGGUAGAUGGCGUGAGAGAAGAUAUAAGGGCAGGGAAAGAGAAAGGGGAAGAAGUUGCACCGUCAAUGACGAAGGAUAUGUUGGCUGUGAGGGACGAAGAGGGUAUUUCGCUGAGCGACAAGGAUUUCUCUUACGUGCCCGCGAGUUUAUUCGGUGCUGGGUCUGAUACCACGGCUUCUUCAAUGUGUUCUGCAGUCCUCGCUUUAGUGACCCAUCAGGUUGCACUUGAAGCCGCACAAACGGAGUUGGAUUCUGUUGUAGGUAGUGAUCGGAUGCCGACCUUUGAAGACGAGGACAAACUUCCGUAUAUACGUGCGCUUGUAAAGGAGGUCUUGAGAUGGAGACCAGUCGCUGUACUUGGAGGGACUCCGCAUGCUUCGUCAGAAGAUGAUGUGUACCAAGGACGGUAUAUUCCAACUGGAGCAACGAUUUUAGGAAACACCUGGGCCAUCAACUUGAAUGAAGAAUAUUACCCCAAUCCUCAGCUCUUCAACCCCGCCCGAUUCCUUGACGAGAAAGAUCCCCGGUAUCUCCCCGAACUCAAAGGAAAGAAAACACAUCCUGCGAAAGCCGGUCACUCGUCCUUCGGAUGGGGCCGAAGGAUAUGUCCUGGUGCUGAUCUUGCAGCCAAUUCUUUGUUCAUCGCUCUUUCAAAACUCAUUUGGGCAUUUGACAUCCUCCCAACUCGAACAUACGAUACUUUGAAUUACACGGACGGUUUUAAUAGUCGUCCGAAACCAUUCAAAUGCCUGAUUCGGAUCAGAAGUGAGAACCAUAAAGAAGUCCUUGCAGCCAGGAGUUUACAAGCGGUAAAGGAGAUGGAGAAAUUCCCGGCAUACGACUGA
This is a messenger RNA of Lachnellula hyalina, 1590 nucleotides long. Its product is annotated as Cytochrome P450 monooxygenase. Gene Ontology annotation, molecular function: oxidoreductase activity, acting on paired donors, with incorporation or reduction of molecular oxygen; monooxygenase activity; iron ion binding. The coding region runs from base 1 to 1590 and encodes 529 amino acids. The transcript has a single exon. NCBI's taxonomy places the organism in Eukaryota, Fungi, Ascomycota, Leotiomycetes, Helotiales, Lachnaceae. The record is from RefSeq and is a predicted model, not a curated record.